Messenger RNA from Pleurotus ostreatus (oyster mushroom), 540 nucleotides. RefSeq lists its product as uncharacterized. The transcript is spliced from 4 exons. Bases 1 to 540 code for a protein of 179 amino acids. NCBI's taxonomy places the organism in Eukaryota, Fungi, Basidiomycota, Agaricomycetes, Agaricales, Pleurotaceae. The record is from RefSeq and is a predicted model, not a curated record.
AUGACCACAUCUGUGCAAUUGAUACUGGCAUUUAGAGUAUACGGACUCUACAAUCGCGCGAAGUGGAUCAUAGGCUUCUUCGCUGUGUUGCUCCUUGCGGCAAUAGCUGUGCAGCUAUAUAUUGUGAUCAAGUUAUCUCCAAAGGGGACACCAAUCUCGUUACCUUUCCUGCGCAUCAUCGCUUGUCAGCCGACUCCUGGUGCGGUAUCCCACCUCUACCUUGGCCCCAUUACCACUAUAUGCCCUGAUAUUGCCGCCUUCCUUUUGGUGUUUCUACGAGGAAUGUCCCACCUUAGGGUCCAAAAGGCUGUCGGCUUCGGAGGGUCCACUCUCAUCCGUUUGCUCAUGCGGGACUCCAUUCUUUACUUCAUGAUGAUUAUGAUGGUAUACACCGUCAUCAUCAUAUCCUAUGUCAAAUUUUCUGUUAUAGAGUCGUUUAUAACGUUCGGAUACGGCUUCUCUGUCAUCUCGAUUGCGGCGUCACGGAUGCUGAUCAACCUGAGGAAGCAUCGAAACCCAUAUGAUUCUAGCCACAAAUGA